Molecule: messenger RNA, 852 nt
Organism: Castor canadensis (American beaver)
Lineage: Eukaryota; Metazoa; Chordata; Mammalia; Rodentia; Castoridae
Gene: Snrnp25
Product: small nuclear ribonucleoprotein U11/U12 subunit 25
Biological process (GO): mRNA splicing, via spliceosome
Cellular component (GO): U12-type spliceosomal complex
Source: RefSeq, a predicted model, not a curated record
UUCUCAGCGUGGAGGAAAGGGCUGGCUGAGUUCCGUGAGCGACUAGCAGCCCUGGAGGAAGCUGAGGCUGUGGAUCGGCUGAAGGCACAGGAGGACGAUGAGGACGAAGAGGAGGCGCUGCCCCACUCCGAGGCUGUGGACGUGUUCCAGGAGGGUCUCGCCAUGGUAGUGCAGGACCCACUGCUCUGCGAUCUUCCGAUCCAGGUUACUUUGGAAGAGGUCAAUUCCCAGAUAGCACUGGAAUAUGGCCAAGCAAUGACGGUCCAAGUGUGCAAGAUGGAUGGAGAAGUAAUGCCUGUGGUCGUAGUACAGAACGCCACGGUCCUGGACCUGAAGAAGGCCAUCCAGAGAUAUGUGCAGCUCAAGCAAGAGCGUGAAGGGGGCAUCCAGCACAUCAGCUGGUCUUACGUGUGGAGGACAUACUAUCUGACCUCUGCAGGAGAGAAGCUCACAGAGGACAGGAAGAAGCUCCGAGAUUAUGGCAUCCGGAAUCGGGAUGAGGUUUCCUUCAUCAAAAAGCUGAGGCAAAAGUGAACCUCAGACAAAGACAACUGUCUUUACUGAUGGUCAGGCCUUUCCCAGCAGGAUAGAAGCCUCCCAUCUUUAUCCUCACAGAAAGGGGUGAGGGGUAUACACCCCUGGUAUACUCAGAACUGUCAGCAUGGACUCUGGUUCACUCAUGACUAGGACAGAGCCCUUCUUUUCCUGUGAACUUGGCCUGGGCCUGCCCUCCCCCUGGUCCUGAGACUUUGACCAAGUGACAGGUCCCACAUGGCUGUGAGCUUGGCCCUACGUGCAGAAUAAAACUGUUGCUUCAUAUUUGGAAAAGCCAAAAAGGCACAGUAGCUUCUG